CCGAAGCCAUGGCGCUAACUAAGGAGCUGCUCCAGCUCGACCUGUACGCCCUGCUGGGGGUGGAAGAGAAGGCGGCCGACAAGGAGGUGAAGAAGGCCUACAGGCAGAAGGCCCUGACGUGCCACCCGGACAAGAACCCCGACGACCCCCAAGCAGUCGAGCUCUUCCACCGGCUGUCCCAGGCCUUGGAGGUGCUCACCGACGCCGCUGCCAGGGCCGCCUACGACAAGAUCCGCAGAGCCAGGAAGCAGGCAGCGGAGAGGACCCAGAAACUCGACGAGAGGAGGAAGAAAGUCAAGCUCGACCUCGAGGCCCGGGAACGGCAAGCCCAGGCCCAGGGGAGCGAGGAGGAGACGCGAAACACCAGGACCUUAGAGCAGGAGAUCGAACGGCUGCGAGAGGAAGGGUCCCGGCAGCUGGAGGAGCAGCAGCGGUUAAUCCAGGACCAGAUCCGCCAGGAGCGCGAGCAGCGACUCAGGGGGAAACUCGAAAGCGGAGAAGGCAGAGGGACCCCAAAGCUGAAGCUCAAAUGGAAGUGCAAGAAGGAUGACCACACUCAAGGCGGCUACUCGAAGGACGUCCUCCUGAGGAUCCUGGAAAAGUACGGCCAAGUCCUCAACCUGGUGGUCUCUGGCAAGAAGACCGGCAGCGCCGUGGUGGAGUUCGCCACCGUCCAGGCCGCGGCGCUGGCCGUCCGGAACGAAGUGGGGCUGGUGGAUAACCCGCUGAAGGUGUCGUGGCUGGAGGGGCGGCCGCUGGACCCGGACGGCCACGGCCACGGCCACGUGCCGCUGCCCCAGGGUUCGGUGGUAUCGGAGCGGGACUACGAGAGUCUGGUCAUGAUGCGUUUGCGCCAAGCGGCGGAGCGGCAGCAGCUGAUCGCCCAGAUGCAGCGGGAGGACGAGGAAGCCCUGCCCACGUAGCCGGGCUCGCCCCCCGGCCCCCAGCCCCCUCGGUUUAACACUGCCAUUAAAAACGCUUUUUCUAA
Molecule: messenger RNA, 988 nt
Organism: Tachyglossus aculeatus (Australian echidna)
Lineage: Eukaryota; Metazoa; Chordata; Mammalia; Monotremata; Tachyglossidae
Gene: DNAJC17
Product: DnaJ heat shock protein family (Hsp40) member C17
Exons: 11
Coding region: 9-923 (304 amino acids)
Biological process (GO): spliceosomal complex disassembly
Cellular component (GO): spliceosomal complex
Molecular function (GO): nucleic acid binding
Source: RefSeq, a predicted model, not a curated record